GGUUGGAAGGUCAAGUUGACGAGUUUGUAGCGCCACCCAGAGGGAGGGGCCUGGGGAUUUAGAGUGGGCUGGGAGGCUGGGAUGAGGGACAGGGAGAAGGGCCAAACUGGGUGGCGUGGACGCUGGAGUGAGGUGUUACAAAUAGGUUUAAGACAGGGAUGGAAACUAAUUCUGGGCUGAAAUCCUGGAGCUGGGACAAGCACAAGCAUUUGGGUAGUACUUGGGUUCGAUGACUCGGAGCUCUAGAGGGUAGACCGAAGCUCGGCUUUCUUGGAAGAGUUUGAGACCGCUUUCUCUGAAGUAUUUGGAAGGAAAGGAGGUUGAGAGGCCCUUCUGUCAAGUUAGCUCCACUGGGCAAGAGAGCAGGAGCUCCACCUACGUGAAAAGAAACUCAGUGUCCUGCAGUGUUCGCUGUCCCCUGCCUGCAGGCUGCCACCAUGAGGUUGAAUCAGAACACUAUGUUGCUGGGGAAGAAGGUGGUCCUGGUUCCCUACACUUCAGAGCAUGUACCUAGGUACCAUGACUGGAUGAAAUCAGAGGAACUGCAGCGUUUGACAGCUUCAGAGCCACUGACCCUGGAGCAGGAAUAUGCGAUGCAGCGCAGCUGGCGGGAGGAUGCCGACAAGUGCACCUUCAUUGUGCUGGACUCAGAGAAGUGGCAGGCCCAGCUGGGCCCUGAAGAGAGCUGCAUGGUGGGUGAUGUGAACCUCUUCCUCACGGACCUGGAAGACCCCACCUUGGGGGAGAUUGAGGUCAUGAUUGCAGAGCCCAGCUGCAGGGGUCGGGGCUUUGGCACUGAGGCUGCUCUCCUGAUGAUGUCUUACGGAGUGACCAAGCUAGGCCUGACCAAAUUUGAGGCCAAAAUUGGGCAAGGAAAUGAACCUAGUAUCCGAAUGUUCCAGAAGCUUCACUUUGAGCAGGUGGCUCUGAACAGCGUCUUCCAGGAAGUGACGCUUAGACUGGCAGUGAGUGAACCUGUGCGGCAGUGGCUUCUGGCUCAGACCAGCCAUGUGGAGGAGAAGGCCUAUAGAGAUGGGUCAGCAGAGCACCAGUGACAGCCAGGCCCUGGCCACCACUCUGCAGGACCUGGGCCAUUGGGGCCAGCCAUUCCAAGGACCAGAGCUCUUUGUGGGAGAUAAAUAUGUGCUUCAGACUUGGGCUGGGUUUGCCGUGGCCUCUCCCUGGCUGGCAGUGGCUGAGCCAAUUCCUCUUCACCUCUCUGCCAAACUGACUCACAUGUUCCUGGAGUGCAUGGCAAGAAUCUACCGGCAAGGGCAGGGUGGAGGUGGGAUGGACAGGCCUUUCCUCUUCAAGACUGAACGUACCCCACAGGGCUGCCACCCUGGGUGCAAGUAAAGCACUGGGCUGAUGAGCUCCCUGAUUUUCACUUGGCAAGCAUGAAGUACCGGGAGCUCAGUAUCAGUGCCCGCCCUGCGGAGUACUGGUUCUGUGGUCAGCAGCAGGCCAGUGUGACCCUGGAGACCAGGUGCACUCGUAAGGGCGCCAGUGGUGCAGCCCCGCCCCCUUUCCUCAUUUUUAGAGCCAGAAUGCACAGAACUAUGUUUUGUCUACAGACUUGGCUGGAAUACUGUUAGUGAGCCUCCUACUCAGCUGCUGGCUGCGAGGGGAAGCCACUUAGCCCAAUCCUGGAGGACCAGCCUUCUGUCCCUGCGGCUCUCCCACAUCAGCUGCAAAGGCAGCUUGCCCACAAGGGGGCAGUGGAGGCACAGGGAUGCCCAGGCUGCUGAGGCUUAGCAGAGUGGCACCAGCUUCCCUCAGGAAACACUUUACUCCCAAUUGUCCCUCAUUCUUCAUCACCUAGGGUGGCACCGCUGUGGAGAAAGGUUAGGCAUGUUUCCAAAACAGUCAUAGAGGGCAGUCUGUGGGGCACCUUUGAGAGGGGAACCAAUUCCAAAUACUGUGACUUGAAGCCCGUUGGCUCGGUCACCUCUUCCCAGAACGUAGCUGAAAUCCUGUAGAACUGCUCUGGUCCCCUGCGUACCCUGCUCUACUCCUUUAGCAACUGGUUUCCUCUGAGCCACUGACCUGUCCCUGUCUCCGGCCGAUCAGUCAAAGGUUCCCCAGAGCUUCUCCACCCAGCAGGUGAUGUAGGGAGGUGCCCUUCUAAGCCCUAUGGGGCAAUCCAUGGGGAGGGGCACUCCAUGAGGGAUCAAAGGGUCAGCAGAGGGUUGGGUAAAGGGAGGCCAGGUAGAGGGAGCAGGACACAGAAUGAUGAGUGCUGUGAUAAGGUUCUGGAUGGUUCCAUUAAAGGCUAGUAGAAUCCAAACCCUAAAGAACCAGAUGGCCAGAUAAGACUGACCCUUCUCUCUACUCUGAGGGUGCUGUCUUCCUGAACUUGUUCCCCUCAGUCCGGGCACCUGGUUCUGAGUGGUCUCUCUGUGAGCUGAGUGGAGAGAGGAUAGCUGAGGGUCAGCUUCCCUUCCUUCUGAGCACUGCCCUAGGCCACCUGACAGACUUCUAGAUGUGGUGUCAGGUGCCUGAGGUGUAAGGGACCUGCCUUUUUGCCCUUGGAAAAUCCCCUCCAUGCAGCUUUGUCACACAGCAUAUUUUGGGGCUCAGUGGACCAGUUUUCCCUUGGGGCUGGACAACAGCCCUCCAGCUGGGCUAGUGGUCAGAUUAAGAUAAAGUAUCCAGUGCCAGCUCAGCCUGCUCCUGGGAAUCCUGUAGCCAACACCAGCUCCAAACCCAGCUGCAUCCCCGCUUCACACCUGCAGCUCUCUUGGAAUGAGGAGCCUCAGAGCCCUCUGAGGGUGUGGGCUCACCACCUCCGGAGUUCUCCAACUAAGCACCUGGGGCCCAGGGAGUCGACUCCGGGCAGGGCGCCUGAGCAGCUGCGGAAUCCAGGCCCUCAGGUUAGAGUUACCUCGUUGGUCCUUGCUCCAGCCAUGGCCUACCCUCAGCCAGAGGCCACUUGGCUACCCUUUCCCACUUCCUACUCCACAGAUGUACAUGACUGCAGGACAAAGCUUCAAAGGAAGACACGGAGGCUGAUGCAGUAGAGGAGCGAACUUGGUUUCAGAAGCAGUUUCUUUACAGUGGCGGUGCCUGGCUCAGGGAUGGCAGGGGGCAGCCGAGGCCUCCCCAGGCUGCCCAGGCUCCAGGAGUGGGACUAGAAACAAAAAUUUAAGGCAGAGGCUGCUACUGUGCCUCAGCUAUUAAUGACAGGAAAACCAAGGAAACAAAAAUCCUUCUGAACUCUGAUACUGCACUCUUUAAAAAACAGAAAAAGGAAAGGAAAAUCAACAAAA
Molecule: messenger RNA, 3269 nt
Organism: Cavia porcellus (domestic guinea pig)
Lineage: Eukaryota; Metazoa; Chordata; Mammalia; Rodentia; Caviidae
Gene: Nat9
Product: N-acetyltransferase 9 (putative)
Exons: 7
Coding region: 438-1055 (205 amino acids)
Molecular function (GO): N-acetyltransferase activity
Source: RefSeq, a predicted model, not a curated record